Molecule: messenger RNA, 3825 nt
Organism: Pygocentrus nattereri (red-bellied piranha)
Lineage: Eukaryota; Metazoa; Chordata; Actinopteri; Characiformes; Serrasalmidae
Gene: adora2b
Product: adenosine A2b receptor
Exons: 3
Coding region: 248-1324 (358 amino acids)
Biological process (GO): G protein-coupled adenosine receptor signaling pathway; vasodilation; adenylate cyclase-activating G protein-coupled receptor signaling pathway
Cellular component (GO): membrane
Molecular function (GO): G protein-coupled adenosine receptor activity
Source: RefSeq, a predicted model, not a curated record
GAUCUGUGAUGGUCUUAACGUGAGUGGCUGUGGAGACGUGUGUGUCGCGCUCACUGUGGCUGAAGUUUUCCUGCUCGGCGCUCCUGCCGCUCAUUACAGCAGAAACACGGCGCUCCACACACUGAGGAUGGCAGUUUGCGCAAAUCACGCUGGGAAAGUGGCGGACAGCUGUUGCAGAAGGCGGCGAUCUUCACUGCCCGCGGCGUCCUGAAGGCUCCUCUCCGGCGGUGACUCUCUCUCUCUCCCCAUGCACUUCUUCGCUAAGAUGAAUACGGUCUACAUCGCCAUUGAAUUGAUCAUCGCCGUUCUGUCGAUAGCGGGCAACGUGCUGGUGUGCUGGGCCGUAUCCAUCAACUCCACUCUCAAAAACGCCACCAACUACUUUCUGGUGUCGCUGGCCGUGGCCGAUAUCCUGGUGGGCUGCCUCGCCAUCCCCUUCGCCAUCACCAUCAGCAUCGGACUCUGCUCGGACUUUUACGGAUGCCUUUUUCUGGCCUGUUUCGUGCUGGUUCUCACUCAGAGCUCCAUUUUCAGUCUGCUGGCCGUGGCCAUCGACCGAUAUUUGGCCGUCAAAAUUCCUCUAAGGUAUAAAGAGCUGGUCACAGGAAAGAGGGCGAGAGAGAUCAUCACCAUCUUAUGGAUUCUGUCCUUUAUCAUUGGCCUCAUCCCAUUCGCAGGCUGGAACAAAAAAGGCAGCGCCUGCAGCAGAAUGUACAAUGAGUGUGUUCCGUUCGAGAACUUCACCUUCAGUAAUGGAGAGGGACUGGCGACAGACUGGGGCUUCUUUCACAGCUGCCAACUCCCAUGCCAGUUCGAAAACGUGGUGGACAUGCGCUACAUGGUCUACUUCAAUUUCUUCGGCUGUGUGCUGCUACCCUUGCUCAUCAUGUUGGGCAUCUAUGUCAAAAUAUUCACGGUGGCACGUAAACAGCUCCGGCAGAUUGAACUCAGGAGCACAGUGGGGAACGGCGAGAGCCAACACCACGGGCUGCUGCAGCGUGAAAUUCGCGCUGCCAAAUCUUUGUCCUUCAUUGUGGGGUUGUUUGCCCUUUGCUGGCUACCCGUACACAUCCUUAACUGCCUUACACUCUUCACCAAGCUAAACAAGCCUGAGUUUGUCAUGUACGUGGCCAUUAUCCUCUCACACGCCAACUCGGCCGUCAACCCCAUCAUCUAUGCCUACCGCAUCAGAGAGUUCAGGCACACCUUCCGCAAGAUCCUAGCACGCCACUUCCUGUGCCGACGGGACGAGAUAUACCUGAGCUCUAAUGGGAGCAGCCGAAAAAAAGACCAAGUAACCAUGACCAUUGAUCCCCUGUUAUAGCCACGGGGAUCUAUAUAUGUUAUUUCAGUCUAACUUAUUUUAACCUUAUCCUUUAGUCAUUCAAAACAUUUAUGGUGUACUACUGUCACCAAAAGUCCAUAUGAGGAGCAAUGUUUACUGACUAGAGAAUAGCUGCAAAAUAUCUGAUGGGAAUAUGCCCAGUAUGUGGACCACCAGGCUAUUUAUAAGGACAAAAAGGACCCUUUAUUAUAGAAGGAGGCUAAUAUGUUCUUUUAUCACUACUCCACUAUUCCAGUGGACAUACAGUUCCUUCUCGUCAACCUGACAAAUUAACAAGCUUGAACAAACUUUACACUUCAUUCUAAGCCUUAACAGACAAAUGACUGACACAAAUUAGUCAAAAUGCCUCUAUACUUGGCCCUGGACAGAUUCAGCCAUGUUGGGUCAGUAAUAAACAUACCAUAGAAGGCAGAAAUAUCCGGAGAACACCAGCGUUUAUGGUGUGGCAUCAACAGUAGCUCAUCUUGAAGGAACUGACAAUUUGUGAACAACCUUGAGGAACAAUGCACAGCCAGAUGGAACACAAACCAAUCACACUGUCAUGGUGAAAGGUAUAAUGGAAGAGGUUUUAACACCUGACUUGUGACUAUUUUUUUUUUUAAGUGCCAUGCUUGAAUUUUUAAGACCUUUUUAAUCAAUCUUCUCUAUUUAGAAGGUUGCUUUAGAAAGCUCAGGAAAACCACAGACGGUGGGUAGGCAGACAUGAAGUGUCUUGUGGAAAUUCACUGAAGUUCAAAGAAAAUCAAACUGUGGUCCGUUGAGAGAGAUAACAGUGAGCGAAUUGUUGAUUGUUCGAGAAUUUUUCUACAUCAGGCAGUUCUUCUGUUCCUGGAAUCCGCCAGUAUUGUGGAUAAACUGUUUCUAUAUUCUGUUGCUCAUACGUGAAUUUGUAAGACUCCAUGAAUAAGCUGCUUUGCAGGACACACAAAGCAAAUUUCCACAUUUUUGAAUGGCACUUUUAGCUGACCCGUUACACACCCUCUUAUGUUUCUCUGUGUCUUUUGCGCACAGUGGCCCCAGCUGCACUGGUGCUGGACUUGCAGGGGAUUUGAUGUUUUCUCUUUCUGCGGGUGCGUCACUGCCCCCAGGGACCCAGUUUGUCGUUGAAUGUUCAACUGCGACAAACUACACAGGUCAAAAGCAGAGAGGAGAACCUGGAGCAGAGAGUGUCUGCGACACAGAGUUGUAAAGUGUCACCUCUAAUACAAGCUAGGAGUUGGCUGCCUCAAACACUUUCUACUGUUGAUACUGUGUAUCUUAAUCAUUGCCUGCUGCGCCCCCAUACUGUGCCCCAGUUGAUCAAAAUUCUCAGAGAGAUCAUAUACCAAGUAACAAUGCCCAUUCUGUUAAAAGCUAUGACUAUUUGAGUCGAAGGCAUUUAGGAAUGUAAUUACGACGUGAAAAAGCGAUUUGAUGGGACUGAACACUGACAGACCUAAAAUAUUAUCUCACUUUCAUCGCAGGCUACCAAUUUGCUUUGCAUAUUUGAUGAAUGGGAGUCUUAUUAAAAGCAGACAAUUACUGCACAUUAGGGUGUGAAAAAACAUCAGUGUUCUUUUAGGGAGGUCUGAAGUUCAACACAAAACAUCAACCACACCACUACUUCUGAAUUGCACUGAGUGUUUUCAGGCCCACUUUAAAAAGGAACUGAUUAAAAGCAGUUUCUUGGCUUUUCACAGCACAUUACUUAAUAGCUCUGUAAUGAUCAGAAUGCCUGAUUUAAUUUUUUUUUUUAACGGCACACUUGCCUUUUCCAGCUUUAAUGAAUCUAUCACUCUUUUAGGCUGUAAAUGGUCAGAUGCCUCUGGCUGAGCUAGGCCAAGGCACUGAUGUGUUAUCGGACAUGUUCUCUUCAGAUAUGAAAAAUUAACUAUGCGCUAGAGCAAUGGCAGAUGGGACUGUGGUAAUAGUAGUUUAAUCGAGUGAAAGCUGGUGCUUUUGGAGGUGGUGAGGCAGAUAAACAUGAAGAGGCAGAAUCUGGGUAGCUCUGUAGGUUCUAAACAAAAUACAAAUACAUUUGUUUCAUUUCUACUUCUAAGGGCUAAACUGCAGGAAUGUGCCAAAUGUAAUGGACAUUCCCAUGGAGACCAAUCUGUACUGCACUGUACUGGUGUUACUGUCAUUUUAUUCCUUUAGUAAUCUAUUUUUAAUAGUUUGGUGAACACAGUGAAUAGGAAAAAGCCUUCCAGUUAAUUUCAAACAUAACUACUCAGUUAAGUAUAAGAUCUACUCUAGCUCUAACGAUCAUGCCCUUGGAAAAGAGCGAGAAGCGGGGGCGGAUACUUUUUUUCCCAGGUGUAAUUCUGAGACAUGCUACAGGAUUUGCCACUAAUCAGCAUAUUCUGUGGUUCACAAUUGUUGUUCAGUGCUUUUAAGUGUUGAAGUGUUACCACAGUGAAAUUGUCAGCUGUGUACUGUUAUUUAACAUGAUUCUGUAUGUUUGGUGACAUUUUGUAAAUAAAAGUUGUUUUAUAUAAAAA